AUGAACAAACAGCUGUCUGAUAAGUUUCUGAGAUGCAUAAGCCAUGAAAGAGAGCAGGAUGUUGAGGUUACAAGCCGGAUUCUCAAGGGCUUGCCGUUGCCAAAGUUAGUGGACGCUGGUUAUGCGAUCUCGAAUUUGACCAUGGAAAACCUGAGAACAGGGUUGGGUGGUAAACUGUAUUUGGAAUUGGGGCCUGACCGUGCUAUUAGUGAUGAAAUUAGCAGAGGUGAUAUCAAGUCCGGCGACAUUGUUCUGAUUAGACCCAAGCUCUCUUCGACAGCGGGCUCUAAAAAGAAUAGAAAUGAUGGAAAAGAAGCUCAAGAGUUCGAAUGUAAUGGUGUGGUAUUCAAGAUCACAGAUAGCCAAAUGGUCAUUUCCAUCGAUGAAAGCCAGGAAGAUGCUGCAUCUGGGCUUUCGACAUUCACUCGUCUGUUCGUGCUAAAGACCACCAAUACCAUUACUUAUAAAACUAUGGAGUCAUCCAUGCGAAAGCUUGCAGAGCUUGAUGGUCUCGCAAGCAAUAAGAUCGUUCAAUAUUUGCUCAAUAGUAGGCCUUUUCUCCAGCAGCCGCCAGCCAGCAACGUAACGUUCAACAACGCAUCGUUAAACGCCUCUCAGCAAGAAGCAAUCAGAUUCGCUUUAGCGAAUGAUAUAUGCAUUAUACAUGGUCCACCGGGAACUGGGAAAACGUAUACUUUGGUGGAGCUGAUACAGCAGCUGCGCGAGAAGGGUCAGCGUAUACUGGUCUGUGGACCUUCUAACAUGGCUGUAGAUACUAUCCUGGAACGGCUAGCCAAAGUCUUGCCUGGCAAUGAACUUCUGAGAAUUGGUCACCCAGCUCGACUUCUGGACACUAACCUGGCGCAUUCACUUGAUUUGCUAAGCAGGAAUGGGUCCGCUGGGGAGAUAGUGCAGGAUAUCAGAAAUGAGAUUAACCAAAAGAUUAUCUCCACGAAGAAGACAAAAUCAUCAAAGGAGCGCAAACAGGGUUGGAAUGACAUCAAAGAGCUCCGUAAGGAGCUAAAGCGCAGGGAGCAGAAAGUGGUAGUCGAUCUUAUUCUGCAGGCCAAAGUUAUAGUAGCAACUUUACACGGGUCCAACAACCGAGCACUGUGCUCGCUGUACAGCCAUAUCCCACGUCUUUUUGACACAUUGAUAAUUGAUGAAGUAUCUCAGAGUUUAGAGCCGCAGUGCUGGAUUCCUCUAGUGUCUCAUUAUAAAUCCGACAUAAGCAAGCUUGUACUCGCUGGUGACAACAAGCAACUGCCUCCCACAAUCAAGACAGAGGACGAUGCCAGCGUGCAGAAGACUCUAGGAACAACCCUUUUUGAUAGACUGGUUAGCUAUUACGGGAACACCUUCAGGAAGCUAUUAAAAGUGCAGUAUCGUAUGAACGAAAGUAUCAUGAAAUUUCCAUCUAGCGCUAUGUAUGAUGGUGAACUCAUUGCGGCCACCCUGGUGGCCAACAAAGUAUUGUCUGAUCUGCCAGGCGUUGACGCUAAUGAUGAUACCACUGUUCCAUUUAUAUGGUAUGAUACUCAGGGAGAUGAGUUCAUGGAGAGCACUGACCAGGAAGAGCAUAUUGUGUCUUCCAAGUUCAACGAGAACGAAGGACUCUUGGUGAGAGCUCAUAUUGAGAAACUAAUUCAGAGCAAUGUACCGCAAGAGGCCAUUGGAGUCAUUGCACCCUAUAGUGCACAAGUGACACUUCUGAAGCAUCUGAUUCACAAUAUGUUCCCGCAAAUCGAAAUUUCAACCGUGGACGGCUUUCAAGGAAGAGAAAAGGAGGUAAUUAUACUUUCGCUAGUGCGCAGCAAUAGCAAGUUUGAGGUUGGGUUCUUGAAGGAGGAGAGACGAUUAAAUGUGGCGAUGACGAGACCAAAGAAGCAGCUUUGUGUUGUAGGCAAUGUGGAAACCUUAGAAAAAUCUGGACAGAAGUUUCUAAAAGACUGGGCAGAAUUUGGUGAGGAAAAUGCUGAUAUAAGAUAUCCAGAUAUCGGGGAUUAUCUAUGA
Messenger RNA from Torulaspora globosa, 2013 nucleotides. RefSeq names its product ATP-dependent 5'-3' DNA helicase HCS1 (gene HCS1). Lineage: Eukaryota; Fungi; Ascomycota; Saccharomycetes; Saccharomycetales; Saccharomycetaceae. The transcript has a single exon. Gene Ontology annotation, molecular function: ATP hydrolysis activity; 5'-3' DNA helicase activity; ATP binding. The record is from RefSeq and is a predicted model, not a curated record. The coding region runs from base 1 to 2013 and encodes 670 amino acids.